AUGGCGACCCGUGACCGUCACUGCGAGAUGCAGGCGCUUACCGGCCCGGUGGGUGCAAGCGGCAUACGUUGGCUUUGCCCCUGGUCCACUGGUUGCAUCGCGAGGGCAAACUCAGUCAAGGCCUGGCUUCCGCCCGGGCACAGUUUUCCAUGGGCCGUGCAAACGACGAGUGCUCGGAAAAGGUCGGGGGUAGCUGGUGCGAUGGCUCUAACUACUUCAGUCUGCGGUUGCGGAGGUAUGGGGCAGGUCGCCAGCAACAUUUGCGGUGGUGACGGCCGCCCCGUCAUCAAGAAUGACGUGACGCUAUCUGUAAAAACGGUACCUACCGAGCCAAUUGCUGGGCAGGCACCUGGAACCAGUGGCCUGCGGAAGAAGACGAAGGUUUUCAUGGAGGGCAACUACCUUGCCAACUAUGUGCAAAGCGUUUUUAACACCCUCAUUGAGGAGAAUGUGCCGGUGCAAGGCGGGACCUUGGUGGUCUCCGGAGAUGGGCGCUACUGGAACCCCGAAGCUAUUCAGAUCAUCAUCAAGACGCUUGCAUGA
Messenger RNA from Symbiodinium necroappetens, 543 nucleotides. The record is from the annotation of a GenBank genome assembly. Lineage: Eukaryota; Dinophyceae; Suessiales; Symbiodiniaceae.